AUGAUCCUUAUAUAUGUAGAUGAUUUGUUAAUUACUGGAAAUGAUUUGAAUCUUAUCAAAGCUUCUCAGUCAACGUUACAACAAAAUUUCAAAAUUAAAGACAUAGGUGAACUGAGGUACUUCUUGGGGAUACAGUUCCUCAGAUCAAGCAAAGGCAUUCUCAUGACACAGAGAAAGUACACACUAGAGCUGGUCUCAGAGUGGGGACUAGCAGGGGCAAAGCCUGCUAUAACACCUUUAGAGCAACAUAUGAAACUUACUACUGCUGAGUAUGACAAAUAUUUUAAAGAGCAGGAUAGCAAUGAUCCACUACUGGUAGAUAAGAUUAAGAAGAGUAGUGAUGAUCCAUUCGUUGAUAGACAGAGGUGCCUAUCAAAAAUUAGUGGGAAAGUUGCUUUAUUUGGCUAUGACAAGGACAGAUAUCUCAUAUGCAGUACAAACUUUAAGUCAGUUUAUGCAUGCUCCAAAACAGUCUCAUUCGGACGCUGCACUUCAUGUAGUAAGAUAUCUGAAGGGAAAACCAGUCUGGGAGUUUUGUUGAGCAGUAAUAAGGACAAUACACUCACAACAUUUUGUGACUCAGACUGGGCAUCAUGUGCAGUAACAAGAAAGUCAGUCACAGGUUAUUGUAUGAAAUUAGGGAAGUCAUUGAUAUCAUGGAAAUCAAAGAAGCAAGAAACAAUUUCAAGAAGUACUGCUGAAGCUGAAUACAGGAGCAUGGCAUCAGCAGUGGCAGAAAUAAUAUGGCUUGUGGGGCUGUUGAAAGAAAUGAACUUUAGUGUGAAAUUGCCAGUUGAUCUAUUCUGUGACAAUAAAGCUGCAUUGCAAAUAGCUGCAAACCCAAUCUUCCAUGAGAGAACUAAGCACAUAGAGAUAGACUGUCAUUUUGUGAGAGAAAAAAUUCAAAAGGGGAUCAUCAAGGCAAUGCACAUAUGUGGAAAUGAACAGGAAGCUGACAUACUCACUAAAGCUUUGGGAGGACAACAACAUAGCUAUCUUCUGAGCAAGUUGAGGCUGUUAAAUGUUUUUCAACCCUCAACUUGA
This is a messenger RNA of Lycium ferocissimum, 1044 nucleotides long. RefSeq lists its product as uncharacterized. The record is from RefSeq and is a predicted model, not a curated record. Bases 1 to 1044 code for a protein of 347 amino acids. The transcript has a single exon. NCBI's taxonomy places the organism in Eukaryota, Viridiplantae, Streptophyta, Magnoliopsida, Solanales, Solanaceae.